AAAAUCCCUGCCUGUUUGACGCGACUGCGCAUGCUCAGCCAUAUACCCUGGUAACCUCCAACAUGGCGGCGAGAGGCCAUGUGCAAGACCCUAACGACAGGAGACUCAGACCCAUUUACGACUACCUGGACAAUGGCAACAAUAAGAUGGCGAUCCAGCAGGCUGACAAACUGCUGAAGAAACACAAGGACCUGCAUUGUGCCAAGGUGUUGAAGGCCAUCGGUCUGCAGCGAACAGGGAAGCAGGAUGAGGCGUUUAGCCUGGCCCAGGAGGUGGCCACCCUGGAACCUACCGACGACAACUCACUACAGGCUCUCACUAUACUGUACCGAGAGAUGCACCACCCUGAGUUGGUGACUAAGCUGUAUGAAGCUGCGGUGAAGAAGGUUCCCCUCAGCGAGGAGUAUCACUCUCACUUGUUCAUGGCCUACGCCCGCGUUGGGGAGUACAAGAAGAUGCAGCAGGCAGGGAUGGCUUUGUAUAAGAUCGUUCCUAAGAACCCCUACUACUUCUGGUCUGUCAUGAGUCUUGUCAUGCAGGCCAUCUCUGCGCAGGAUGAGAAGCUGGCCCAGACCAUGUUCCUGCCCCUGGCUGAGCGCAUGGUGGAGAAGAUGGUGAAGGAGGAGAAGAUCGAGGCUGAGGCUGAGGUGCAGCUGUACUUUAUGAUCCUGGAGCGACUGGGGAAGUGUGUGGAGGCUCUUGACGUGGUCCGCGGUCCACUGGGAGAGAAGUUGACCAGUGAGUUGCGGAGCAGAGAGAAUAAGUGUAUGAUGAUGUACCAACGACUGCAGCUCUGGCCUGAAUGCAACGCUCUGUCCUACAAGCUGCUGCUCAAAAAUCCUGAUGAUUGGCAGUUCUAUCUCUCCUAUUUUGACUCUCUCUUCCACCUGAUGGACAUGUCCUGGAGCCAGCCUGAGGAAGGAGAGCACUGUGUGGAGGGCCCAGUGCAGACUACGGUGGCAGAGGCAGUGAAGUUUGUGGUGGACAGGAUGGAGGAGCAAGACAAGAAGGAGUCACGUCCUCUCAGAGGGCCCUACCUGGCCUGCCUGGAACUCAUACACAGACUGAGACAGAGGGGCUGCCCAGAUGAGAAAGAGCUAGGUGACCCGUUGGAGUUGAUGGUUCAGUUUUUUGGGAAGUUUGGAGACAAACCCUGCUGCAUUACUGACCUGAAGAUAUACCUACACCUUCUGCCCCCUGAGCAACGCUCACAGUUUAAAAAGCGUCUGGGGGAGUUGGUUCCGUUGGGGGAGGCGGGUGAGGAUGGCUUUGGGUUUCCGGGGGAUACGAAGGCGUUGCAGAGACACCUGUGUGUGUGUCAGCUGAGCCGGGCGCUGGGACUGCAACAUGCUCUGGACACAGAGGGCAAACUACUACUCAUCACAGAACUCAAAGCCCACUACCACCACGGACUACAAUUUGGGAAGUCGUGUCUGAAGACAGAGCUCCAGUUCUCUGACAUGUACUGUCUCAUGGCCGCCCACGUCUACGUCGACCUCUGGACAGAAACUGGUGAUGAGAACAUGCUUUGGCAGUGUCUCGGCGUGUUAGAGGAGGGCUUGUCCUUCAGUCCCUCCAAUGCCCAGUUCAAACUACUGCUGCUGCUGCUCUUCUGUCGCCUGGGAGCCUUCCAGCCCGUAGUGGACCUCUACUCCAGCCUGGAUGCCAAGCAUGUGCAGCAUGACACCAUAGGGUAUCUGUUAACUCGUUAUGCUGGCUCGUUGGGGCAGUUUGCUGCAGCCUCCCAGUCCUGUAACUUCUCCCUCAGGUUUUUCCACUCCAACCAGAAAGAUACCUCCGAGUACAUCAUCCAGGCCUAUAAGUAUGGAGCGUUUGAGAAGAUCCCAGAAUUCAUAGCGUUUAGAACCCGGCUCAACCAAUCGUUGCACUUCGCUCAGGUCCGCACAGAGAGGAUGUUACUGGACCUGUACACCGAGGCUGACGUCACAUUGAGUCUGGAGGAGAGUGUGAAGGCGAUGGGUGUGUGUCCUGAGGAAGAUGAUAUUCCCUGGGACAACAUGAGAGACAACAGAGACCUGACUGUCCUCGUAAGCUGGGACCCCAAGGACAGGGAGCUGACUGAGGAGCAUCGUCGUCUGUCUCUAGAAGAGGAGUCCGUCUGGUUGAAGGUUCGCUCUCUCACACUCCGCCUCCUCGCCUCAUUGGCUCUGCUUGGACACGCCCCCUCGCCACGGAACUCUGAUAAGACCAAUGAGAAUGGUAUAUCGGCCAAAAGCUCCACCCUCCAGACCCUACUCUCCCAGCUAGAUCAGACGCUUGAGACCGCUGCCCAGAUCACAGAGAAACAGACACAGUACCCGUUCCUGGGGCCUCCCUCCUCCCGCCUGGCCUCUGCUCUGUCUAGUGGCAGCUGUCACUGUCAGGCCUCUGCUCUGCAACUAUCACUGACUCUACGAGAACUAGAGACCACUGGACUGGACGACUCGACGGAACUCCAAACCCAGAUCUGUAACGCCUUCAAAUCGUCAGUAGCACAGCUCCAAGAGAUGUUAUCCAGAUGUAAAGGAGAAGUGUUGGAGAUGAAAGACGGCAGAUUGACAACCCGACCCUCCCUAUUAGAAACGCUGGUCUUCUUCGUGGAGACGGUGUGUGUGGUGCUGUGGGUGGCCAGUUACUCUGCCAGCGUACUGCGACCGCUCAAGUCCAGCCUACAGAAGAAGAAGAAGAAGAAGAAGGACAGCAGCAGUGCCAUGCCAGUGGUGCUGUGUGGCUUCCAGGAGUGGACAGGCAGCCUGCAGGGUGUUGUGACCCAGGCUCUGGAUCACGUGAAGGGGCAGGAGGCCAGCCUGACGGCCCUCAAACUAGCAGCACUCACCCUGGAGGAGGGAUAUUCACAGACACAGGAGGAGUGUGGGUUUACGAGGGCAGCCAUGGACAAGGUUCAGAGUAGUUACCUUGGCUCGCUGCAGGAGUUGGGAGAUCUACUGAGGAAGAGAGCCGAUUCGCUGAAGAGCCUCAAGAUCUGACCCGCAUCAACCAUCCCUCUUCAAUCAACAUCUUCAUACCCAACUAUCACCAUUAUACUGUCACCAUUUAUCGUCUAAGUCCACCCACAUCCAAAGCCUUCUCCCCUUGCUCGUCUCAAAGGAGGGCUGCCUGCCACCAACACGCCCUCUCUUUCACUUCAUCCCCUUCCCCACAUAUCCCCUGGUCUGGGUGUCUUUAUUAUCACACAGGAUUCUCCUCUCCCUCCCGCCAUUUCUCACCCUGAAAACCAUCACUGCUCUCGCUCAGCACAGAACCACAGUUUGUGAUACCAUCACAGAGAAGCUCCUCAAAGAUACUACAGCAACAGAUAGACAAACAAAAUAAGCAAUUUUAGAACUACUCCAAUAAUUGAUUGUACAUAGUCUGCAGACAGAACAUCAACUCCUUGACUGAACGUGAAUGAAAUAUAAGCUACCCCCUUAGUUUUUUUUCUUUCUCCAGUCUGUUUCCACGGUGAAGCCCAGUUAGAUUAGAACAUUUUUUCCAUGUUGGACUCCUCACUCCCCAAGCCUGAUCUGGGUGCCCAAACAUGGACACUGUUGUCAAUCACACUCUUCUGCUCAUAAGAACAAAUGGGGUGGAGAUGGUGCUUAGCUUACUGUAUGAAAACAAAGGACAGCUGAACAAAGACGGUUGUUAACUAAUUGUACACGCAAGGAAAGCUGAACGCUGGGGCCAACUCGGAAAAGCCUAAACUGUUUCUUGCGGGAGUACACAACUCCAGUGAUUUCAGGCCUGGCCUUUUAGCCAGUAACCUGAGAAGCCAGCUGUGUGCGCUCUUCUACGGGCAACCAGUGACUGAAUGGGUCAGUAAAGAGCUGGGGAGAACUGAAGACAGCCCUAGAGGACCGGAGGUGUGUACCUUUGGGUGUGGUGCACUCUUGGUUAAUUAAUCUCCCUGCUCCCCACCAAUCAAUGCCUGUCUGAUUUCAGUCUUCAUCCCAAACUCCUUUUUAACUUGGUCCUUGUGUUUGCUUUAUUUUUUCCACUGGUCUUUUUUAUUUCAGUUUUUAAUUUGGUUUGAAAGCCAAAUAAAAAAAGCAAUCACGGGACAAGAUUAUAGUGAAUCGGAAAAUACAUACAGUACCUAAAAUGUAUUUGCUAACGCUUAUUUUUUAAUUCUGUGUCGGUGCGUGUAGCUCGCUUGGUUUAGCUAACACCUACAACAGAGUGGAUGGUUCGUUUUAACACCGUAGGAGAGAAACCUGACAGUCAUUUCUCCGAAUAAACGGGUAGAACUGUAUGAAACGGUUCUGACAACGGCUAAAACCCAAAGUUAAGAUAUCUAAAUGCAAAGGAGACAAGAUAACCAACCUGUCAGAUUGCAAUGAAAUGGGAAAUGUGUUGAAUGUCCUUUGUUGUAGAAAAUAUCUUGUCAACGGUUAUGAGCUGCGCUGAAUCGCCACAUAAUUAAUUUCACCAACCAAAACGGUCACUGUGUAUGUAACUAUAUUCCAAAAAUGUGUCUCUGUUGCUAUGGCAUUUUAACUGACAGCUAGACCUACACCAAGCAGGGAGAGGAGACUUGUAUCAGACAGACAUCACGGGUAUGUUCGGUAGCACUGUGGAACGUUCAGAUAAAAUGCGCUGUGUAGAGCAGAUGCGUCUAACAUGUAAAGUGAGGAAUCAUGUCCUCUAGUCAUGACGUUUAUCUGCAACGUUCAUUAGUACGACCCCGAACGAGGCAGACGAAACUAGCAAAUGUUUUGUGCCACGACCACCAGGGGGCACUGAAAGACUAUCCAAUGCAGGCAGCAGACUGACUAAUAUUGAAGUAUAUGCUUUGGCUUAGUUUGAUUUGUAGGUUUAGCUUUUCCUUCUUUAAAACAAGACAUGGAUGGAAGGGGAGCAACAGUUUCAUCCUCCUACAAAACACACCCCUCUAAAGAUGACCUUCGGACGACACAUGCCCAAAUCCCCGGAUGGAUGGACCCUCUCUAGAGGCUGUUAGUGGACUGAGUAGAAUUUGUUGAUGUGCAGAGAAGUGGUUGACAAUCUGGAAUGUCAUCUCACCUGAUACCUACCCAGUCUUUCUUUUGGUAGAAAAUGGAAAACAAAAAACACUGGAAUGUCAAAAGGAUUUUUUUUUUUUUAAAUGAAUAAAUCUGUUUUGUUUCA
This is a messenger RNA of Oncorhynchus keta (chum salmon), 5127 nucleotides long. Its product is annotated as N-alpha-acetyltransferase 25, NatB auxiliary subunit-like. Gene Ontology annotation, cellular component: NatB complex; cytoplasm. NCBI's taxonomy places the organism in Eukaryota, Metazoa, Chordata, Actinopteri, Salmoniformes, Salmonidae. Gene Ontology annotation, molecular function: protein binding; protein-N-terminal amino-acid acetyltransferase activity. The coding region runs from base 63 to 2987 and encodes 974 amino acids. Gene Ontology annotation, biological process: N-terminal peptidyl-methionine acetylation. The transcript is spliced from 23 exons. The record is from RefSeq and is a predicted model, not a curated record.